AUGACUGGAAUCCCUCCCUCCAGUCCAUCGGCCUGGACUCUAACCACUGACCAAAUCCUUCAACAACUCUCGGAUGCCCUCGGAAAACAUCCCGAUGUAGCUUCCGACUUCCCAGGCCUCAAGUCCCUCCUCGACGACUACCUUGAUGACAAAAUUGACCUCCACCGCAUCGAAUUCCAUCGACGUCUCCUGCGCAUAUUCCGCGACGCGCCCCGUGAUGACACGUAUCAAGGUCUCCUCGGGAAACUCGAGGAGCCUGAACGCGAGCGGGUGUCGAGGUUCGUAGAUGGCGGCGAGGAAAUUGAGAAGUGUGGGUUAGGGUUCGAGCAUACGAUGAGUCUUGGUGUGAGGGAGCAUAUAAGGGAGAUGAUGGGGAGAGACUCCGUGAGGAUUGGAAAGGAGGGCCCUGUGCACGUCGCUGGUUUAAGCAGCGAGGAGUUGAAGGAGAAGGAUGGAGUGUUUCAUCAGUUUGUACAUGGGCUGGCGUCGUUGUUCAAGUGUGUGCACUUCUCUGCCGUGAGAGAGAUGCUACACCCAGACGAAGUUAUUGUCUACAGGGACACCGAGUUCCACAACUGGGGCCUUACUGAGGCGUAUACACCCGUCUACACGUGUAUCCCAUCCACUGUCGCUGGGGUCCAGAGGAUCGUGCGAUAUGCAAAGCAGCACUCCAUGGGUGUUCGCUGCGCCGGUUUCCCUCCGAUGUUUGGACGCAAUGGGCAAAUACUCAUCUCCUUGCUGAGCAUCCAGGAGGCUGCGGUAAUCCCAAACACCACAGCCUUCAGCUUCGUCCCGCAGAGACCGCCCACGGAACUUGAGUCUAUCGAGGUUGCUCCAGGGACACCCCUUAAGAAGGGUAAUACCCUUGUCCGAGUCGGCGCAGCAGUUACCAAUGAGCGGUUGAGGCGCUGGUGUGUGGAAAGCAAUAGAUACACGCUUCCCCUCAACGUCAUUAUGGUAGAAAUGACCGUUGGCGGGACCAAUGGCGCAAUUUGCCACGGCUCAGGGAGAGCGCAGCAAACGCUUAGCGAUCUCGUGAGGAAGAUUGAAUACGUUGACGCAAAUGGCAAGCUCAAAGUCGUUGACGAUCCGGAGCACCUGCGGGCUGCUAGCGGAUGCUUUGGUUUAAUGGGUGUCAUUACACACCUCACUCUUGAGUUCUCGCCGAUGACCUACGCCAUCCUGGAGGCAAAGCACAUUCCAACUAUCAGGGCCGUGCCUCCUCCUCCCGACAUGAAGGAAGAGGACAUCCCGCCUGCUCUGAGAUUGCCUCUGACGCCCGAGGAACGGAAGCACGACCAGGAGCAGUUUGAGCGGCAUGCCGUCAGCGACUACUAUAACGAGUGGUUUUGGUUCCCCUUCUCUGAUACGGUCUGGGUCAACUGUUGGAACCACACGGCAGACGGUGAAGGCGCGGAUGAUUAUCCAGAUGGCGGCGCCAUCUUUUUCUCCUUCGUCACCCAAUUUGCCCUCAACGUCCUCCAAUUCGCGCCUACUCUCCACGAGUUCAUCGAUGACCUUGGUCUCAACGAGGCUGCCACAACACUUAUAUCACGAGCUGCCAAGUUCGCGCUGCCUGACGAGAAGGUCAAGACCUACCUCACAGACGCGCAGCACUUCCAGCGAGGGAUCCAGAAUGUGAGGGUGCUCAACCUUGAAGUUGAAAUGCCUCUUGUGCCUAGCAAGGAGGACCCGAAGAAGCCAGACUGGGCUAUCGUGCAAAGGGCUUGGUGGGAUGCCAUCCUCAAGUGCUACCAGCACAGCGAUACAUGCCCGCAACGCAUGCCACUCGAGAUGCGGGUGAUAGGAGGCAGCAAUGUCAUCAUGGCGCCGCAGAGGGGCAAUGACUUGGGAACAUGCGCCAUCGAGAUUCUCACGCUCUACUCGGCCAAGGAUGACUGGGUGCCGUACGCGCAGGAGGUGCUCAAUAAGUGGAUGUCGCUUACUGAUUCUGAUGGCCGAAAGCUGCGGAUUAGACCCCAUUGGGCAAAACAAUGGUCCGAGUUCAAGGUGGAUGGAAAGCCUUGGGCUGAGAGGCUACGCGAUGAGGUUUACAAAGAGGAGAUUGUCGAGUUCAAGAGGACGCUUGCGAAUAUUGGGAGAUUGCAUGGUUGGGGACUUGCAGACUUGAAAGCGAGAUUCUCCAACGACUUUUUCGAUUGGUUCUACUUUGACGAUGUAGUUGCCGAUGGGGUCAAUGGCGUUUCCCGUGUGGAUGUCGGCAAGGGUGGUAAGUAA
Scedosporium apiospermum is the source of this 2238-nucleotide messenger RNA. RefSeq names its product Oxidoreductase. Bases 1 to 2238 code for a protein of 745 amino acids. NCBI's taxonomy places the organism in Eukaryota, Fungi, Ascomycota, Sordariomycetes, Microascales, Microascaceae. The record is from RefSeq and is a predicted model, not a curated record. Gene Ontology annotation, molecular function: FAD binding; D-arabinono-1,4-lactone oxidase activity. Gene Ontology annotation, cellular component: mitochondrion; membrane. The transcript has 3 exons.